GGACACGAUGACCCACGCUCUCACCCAUGCGUCCACUCCUGGACGGUUCGUGAGAAUGGUCAGUCGAGGCCUCUGGGAGCCUGCAGCGCUGUUUGACCGGAGCGUCACCGGACAAGCCUGCAGGCGCCUUCUCAAAAAUGGGGCAGUGGGGAAGACACCCCUCACCCCAGAAAAGAUUGAUGCCGUCAUUGCUGCGUUUGGCUGCUAUGCAGAAAAGCAGGCCAAAAUCAAGAAAGACAAGGAGGACGGCAAGAAAGACAAGGAGGACGGCAAGAAAGACAAGGAGGACGGCAGCAACAAGCCAGGUCCCAAGAAAGGCAAAGAGCCGUCCGUCAGGGACGUGGUGAAAAAGCUCUUAGGUGACUAUUUGGUCGAUAAGAACAGGGAAGAGGAGAGGGCGAAGAAGAACACAAAGAACGCCCACGAAUCUCCGUUAGCAGUUCCCCCACCCUAAAC
Molecule: messenger RNA, 456 nt
Organism: Ixodes scapularis (black-legged tick)
Lineage: Eukaryota; Metazoa; Arthropoda; Arachnida; Ixodida; Ixodidae
Exons: 2
Coding region: 8-454 (148 amino acids)
Source: RefSeq, a predicted model, not a curated record